UUAGGGAUAGAAGAUGCUGUAAUAGUGAUAGGGGAUGCUGUAAUAGUAUUUUGAGGAUGAAGAUUUGAGGUAACUGUUGGAGAUGAUCUUACUACGAAACAGCUAAAAAGACAAUUUAUUAUAGGUGUUGCCUGUUAAAUUAUGAAAAAGGUUACGUACCUAAUAUUAGUAGACGACACGACUCGGACUCGAUCUAUGGUCCCGUCCGUUGCUAUCCGAUCCAUAUAAGUCGCGACUCGUGAGCCAUGUUCUCCCAUCUCCGUCGUGUGCACUGCAAUCUUCCACAGGGUUCAUCGUCGAGGCCGCGCGCAGCCAUGGCGUACAAGGGGACAAUGCCGAUGCCGCCGAUGACCCUCGAGGUGACCGUCGUCUCCGGCGAGUCCGUCCGGGUCCGCUCCGGCCGCGCCCUGGGCGGCGGCGCCUACGCGGUGGUCCACACCGCGUCGUCGUCCGCGCGCACCCACGCCGACGAGGACGGCGAUUGCAACGGCCACCCCUACUGGGCCGAGGCCGUGCGCGUGGCGCUGCCGGCUGGCGCGCGCGCGCUGGACGUGGAGAUCUGCCGGGCGCAGAGCGGUGGGCGGGUGGAGUCCGUGGCGGAGGCGCGGGUGCCGGUCGAGGACUUCACCGUGGGCCCGCCCGGGCACCUGCAUUGCCUCAGCUACAGGCUGUUCGACACCGGCGGGUUGCGCCGCCGCAACGGCAUCGUGAACAUCACUGUCAAGAGGCUCGACGGCGCGGCGCCGGCAGAGGGGAAAGCGCUGGUGCCGGCGACCGGGAAGGCCGCGGACUCCGGCCCAGGCACGAGUGGUUCGUGCUGUGGUGUCGCCGCGGAUCAGGGUAAGACGGCGCCGCCGACUGGUGUGGUGAUGGGUUACCCCGUCGGGUUCUAGCCACUGGGCAUGCCAACAACUUGGGUUGUGUAUAGAUCAAUGCUAGAUUUAAUGUUGGUUUCAGGGUUGCAGCGUCUAUCUGAUCUUGUCUCGGAUCACUGUUCACUGGGUUUCAGGAUCAUCUGGAUUUGUUUUAUGCGUUGGAUGAUUCAAUCGAAUGAUAGGAAGAACAGCUCGUGUUGAAUUAUUCAUCAUGGUUCUUGUUUGAACUUGAAUAAUCAGAACUGUUUAUUUGUGUUUA
This is a messenger RNA of Phragmites australis (common reed), 1134 nucleotides long. RefSeq names its product BON1-associated protein 2-like. The coding region runs from base 246 to 893 and encodes 215 amino acids. The transcript has a single exon. NCBI's taxonomy places the organism in Eukaryota, Viridiplantae, Streptophyta, Magnoliopsida, Poales, Poaceae. The record is from RefSeq and is a predicted model, not a curated record.